Suillus paluster is the source of this 1515-nucleotide messenger RNA. Its product is annotated as cytidine deaminase-like protein. The record is from RefSeq and is a predicted model, not a curated record. Gene Ontology annotation, cellular component: cytosol. NCBI's taxonomy places the organism in Eukaryota, Fungi, Basidiomycota, Agaricomycetes, Boletales, Suillaceae. Gene Ontology annotation, molecular function: phosphoribosylaminoimidazolecarboxamide formyltransferase activity; IMP cyclohydrolase activity. The transcript is spliced from 6 exons. Gene Ontology annotation, biological process: 'de novo' IMP biosynthetic process. Bases 302 to 1423 code for a protein of 373 amino acids.
CACCCUAAAACUUCGCGACCGCCACCUCAGCAGCACCCGGUGCACCUUAAGAGACUCAGACACGCUUUCACGAGGACUCCUCGUCCAGCUCCUCCAUCGGCGCUACCCACCACCUUAUCAUCUACCACCAAUCCCACCACUACUCCCCCACUUCAGAACCCAUCUAAGAUAUGUAUUGACCUGGCGGCCCGAUCACGCAGCGCCACACAUCGUCGAGGUUCCUUCAGCGCAGGGUCAAGAGGUGCACCUCUUCGUCCGCGAGCAGUAUGCGUCGACGCCCGAGAGCGGACCUGUCCAGCGCAUGGUGCUUAGGUACGGCGCUAACCCUCACCAGAAACCAGCACAGACUUUCGUGGCAGAGGGUGAAUUGCCAUUCAAGGUCCUCAGCGGUUCCCCAGGCUACAUCAAUCUCCUGAAUGCCCUCAAUUCUUACGCCCUUGUCAGGGAGCUGCAAGAGGCUUUGAACCUCCCUGCUGCCGCUUCGUUCAAACAUGUCUCCCCUGCUGGUGCUGCCGUGGGUUUAGAACUUGACGAAAUCGAGAAGCAGGUGUACGGUGUCGAAGAUCUCAAAGAGCCCCUGACGCCUUUGGCAUGCGCCUACGCUCACGCUCGAGGUGCCGACCGCAUGUCAUCCUUUGGAGACUUCAUUGCACUCUCUGCACCCUGCGACCUCGCCACAGCACGCAUCAUCUCCAGAGAAGUAUCAGACGGCAUCAUCGCACCAGGCUACAGUCCUGAGGCACUAGAUGUUCUCAAAAAGAAGAAGGCAGGAAAGUGCUGCGUCCUAGAGAUGGACCCGUCGUACACACCCUCAGACAUCGAGACCCGCCAAGUGUACGGCAUCAGUCUCCAGCAGUGUCGAAACGACAUCAAAAUCAAUGCUAAGCUCUUCGACAACCUCGUUACCAAGAACAAAGACGUUCCAGCACAAGCGCUAACCGACCUCAUCGUCGCGACACUCGCGGUCAAGUAUACGCAGUCCAACAGCCAAUCGCGCAUCCACUGCACACGGCUCGCGGGAUCUAAGGCGGAUAACUGGUGGUUGCGGCACCACCCUCGCGUCCUCGCGCUCCCAUUCAAGAAAGGUGUCAAACGCGCAGAGAAAGCGAACGCGGUCGACCUCUUUGUGAGCGGGGAGGUACUCGAGGGGGGUGAGCGGGCGCAGUGGGAGGGGCAAUUUGCGGAGGUGCUGGCGCCUCUGAGUGAAUUGGAGAAGAAAGAGUGGGCAGGGAAGUUGGACAGGGUUGCGUAUUCGAGUGAUGCGUUUUUCCCAUUCGCGGAUAAUGUGCAUCGGGCUAGGAAGAGCGGAGUGCGGUACCUUGCCGCGCCUAGUGGGAGUGUGAUGGACGAGGAGUGUAUCAAGGCUGCGGACGAGCAUGAGAUGGUGUUUGCGCACACAUCGCUCAGGCUCUUCCACCACUGAGGAUGGGAGCUUUUGUAAAAAUCUAACAGCAGUAGAAUGUAUUUGUUUAUUCUGAAAAUGCAACUUAUAGGGCAGGCAUCUCAUAUCGCAUC